Camponotus floridanus (Florida carpenter ant) is the source of this 742-nucleotide messenger RNA. Its product is annotated as F-box only protein 21-like. Gene Ontology annotation, molecular function: protein binding. The transcript is spliced from 4 exons. The record is from RefSeq and is a predicted model, not a curated record. The coding region runs from base 110 to 742 and encodes 210 amino acids. Lineage: Eukaryota; Metazoa; Arthropoda; Insecta; Hymenoptera; Formicidae.
UACAGUGAACAUCGUGCACUAUUCGCGUUAAAGUGUAUCGACAGAUUCGUUAAUAAAACAGAAUUUUUUCAAAGUUUUAAAAUUUUUUUAAAUUUUAAUAAUAACAACAAUGGCUAUGCUAAUACACAUGCCUACAGAAAUAGUUUUCAAAAUUUUAGAAUAUAAAGAUAUCACCAUUAAAGACAUCGUAAACUUUAGCUCCACAUCCAAGCAGUUCCGCCAAUUAAUUAUUAAUGACAAAAAUCUAUGGAGACAAAAGUUUAUCCAGAGAUGGCCUUCUGUGAAAAAAUGUUAUAAGGAAGAUGAUAAAAAUUUUUAUGAAGCCGAUAUUACCGAUGUGCAAACCGGUAUGAAAUGCGCAAAAGAAUUGUGGGCCUAUGUAUCUCACAUGUCAGAAAAGCAUUAUUACUAUGUUAAUAAUCAUAAAUAUGUAGAUGAAUUCUCUUCCUUAUUCAGCCUACAUAAAGAUUACUCAAAUGCGAAUUGUAUGCAUUGUGCUAUUUUGAAAGAUGAAUUUAUUAGAAGCAUUUAUACACAAUCUCCAUGGGAAUGCGAUUUAACACAUAGAUAUUACAGUAUGAAACUUUUUCGAUGCUGGCUUAAAAAAAAUUUUGAAAGAAAUUGGAAAAAAUUUAUAAAUAAUCCUCAUCAACAACAAAUUUUAGAAAAAGUGCUCACUAUAACAUUACAAUGGUGUUAUCCAGAAAAAUAUAUUUCUUUGUCCCAUUGCAAGACAAAUUAA